UUAGUCUAUUUUCAACUUGCCAACUUACCUUUUAUCCUCCCAUAUUACCCACUCUAGCUAACUCCCUUUCCCACCUUCUUUUACCUCUCUAUUUUCAUCAUCAGCAUCAGUAUUAACAUCCCCAUCAACAUCCCCAUCAUCAUCAUCUUCUGUUGUCUUUUUUUCACCAUUUACUGACUGUCGUAACAACAAAAGCCUCUUACCAACAGUGGCAAUAGCAACACAGCAACAAACCCGAAAAGACGGCGACAAAAUAAACAAUCAUCAUUAUCAUCAUAAACUUUAUUAUAAUUAACAUCAUUAAUCGUCUCUCUUAGUCUCUCUCUGUCUUUCUCUUCCUUAUGUUCAUCAUCAACAACCGUUAAUAAUCAUCUUGCAGUUAAUUUUGUAAAUUGUGUACUUUUAUGUAGCAACAGAAACUUUUUGGUUUUACUUUUUUCAUCAUAUGUUGAACCAACAUUGGAUUUUGUGAUAUUUGUCCUGGUUCUUGUCGUGUCUCUAUUUUGUGUCCCUUUUUAAUUGUUAAUUUUUAAUUUAAUCAACAAUAAAUUGAAUAAUGACAAACGGAUAAUAAAGUGAUUACCAAUCUGAUUAAUAAUAUGUCUAACAACAUUGAAAAGGAUAAAUAUCAUCGAGCUGCUCGCGAUGGUUUCCAAGACAUUUUAAAGGAAGCAACCAGAAAAGACUGUAACAAUCCAGAUGAAGAUGGGUUAACACCGACUCUUUGGGCAGCUUAUUAUGGUCACUUGGACGUAUUGAGGUUACUCAUUGGUCGAGGAGGUGAUCCAGAUAAAUGUGAUUUCACUGGUAACACUGCGUUACAUUGGUCAUCAUCAAAUGGUCAUAUCAAUUGUGUCUCCUUUCUAGUCAAUUUUGGGGCUAACUUGUGGUCGUUGAAUAAUGACUUUCAUACAGCCAAGGAUUGCGCUGCUGUUCAUCAAAAAUCAGAGAUUCUUGAUUUUCUUGAUACAACGAUGGCCAAGCAAAGCGCACUCAACCCCAAACUGGUUCAAAAACAGAAGGAAAAAGCUAUAACUGAAGCUGAAAAAAGGAUUAAAGCAUUCGACAAGAUUGCUAAAAAAGCUCAUAAGAAAGCAGAAAAGGAAGAAAAGUCGAUGGAAAAAUUUCGCAAAAAACUUUUAGAACCAAUCUCAUCUCUACCUUGUUCCCUGAGAAGAGAUACAAAUACAGCUAAUACCGGGUCAACAUAUACUUCCCAUGUAACACCAACUGGUGUUGCUGUUGUUAAUGGAUCAUUGAGUUCAGCUCCAAAAUUUUCAGAUAUAGUCAACAAUGGGACCAUGACAAAUAAAAGUCGUGGUUUUGGUGGAGUAUCUCGCAAGGUAUUACUCCGUAAACAACAAUCUGAUUCAAUUUCAACUGCAUGCAGUGGUGAUUACAAAUCUCGUAGUGGAAGUGAACCUGGUUUAAAAGAGUUACUUUUGGCUAAUGGUAAAAAAUCAAUUCGAUCGUUAACUGGGUUAAGAAGAGGCGAUGAUGUACUUUAUGUACGUAAAUACGACGUGAUUAACAAUAAGAUUAAUUCUGAACGAUCAAACAGCUCUCAUCAUAUUUAUGCCUCUAUCCCGUGUAAAGAAUCAGAUUCAUUGUCAUUGUCAAAUGGGUAUUUGGAUUCGGGUAAAUGCAGUGAAAUGAGUAAUAACAGUAUUAACAAAACUAAUUUCACUAACAAUAACAAUCACAUUAACCAUCAUUACCAUCAAAACAAUCACAAUCAUCUUUAUCAAUCUAAUGGUGAACGUUUAUAUGCACGACCAGCCUUAAGAGAUUUAUUUGGAUCAUCGUGUGACGAUUCAUCAACUUAUUGCCAUCCUCGGACAAGUGAUAGAUCCUUUUCAUCGUCAACAGGAUUCCUUGGUUUCAAGAAUAACCUGCAUCGAACUGUGUCUGAGCCCGAUUUUUUGAGCCACAUGGCAGAUUCAGGUUUAGGAGAUGAAAUGAUUUCAUGUAAUACCAUUCAAGAGUCAUCAAUAUUUGAAAGACCAGGGUUUGGUUCAGUCUCAUUUAGACAUUCCCUUUUAUCGGCUUCCAGUUUAUUAACGCCUUAUACCGAUACAAAGAAAUCGUCAUCAAUUAAUAGAGAGGACCAGGAAACUGCUGAUUCAACGGACAAUUCAGCAAAACAUUACCACAGUUUGGAAGCUUUGAGGGCAGCUCAGAGUAACGGUGAGGAUAAACCAGCUAAUGGAAGUAAUAUUACUGCAAAUGGAACUGGAUCAGAUUCAAUUGGAAGUGCUGGAUCAUUGGCCCAGAGAAAUGCAACUUUGUCAGUCAUGUCAGGAACCACUGGUGGGUGGGAUGAAGAUGGUAAUACUUUGAUUGGUGAUUCAGCUUCUUCAGCAUCGAUUAACAAUAAACAGCGAGGAGGAGGCAAAGGAGGUCCGACAAUUGAAAACGGCUCUAAAAGUGUUGGUGAUAAUGCUGAUGAUCCAUCUUUGUUGACUCCAACAACACCGCCGGUUGUAUUGUUUCUUGCUGCUCAAGGAAUGCUUGAGUAUACUGAAGUUUUUCAAAAGGAAAAGAUUGAUCUUGAAGCUUUGGCUUUACUCAAUGAAAAUGAUCUCAAAUCACUUGGUCUACCUUUGGGUCCAAGGCGUAAACUAAUGUUGGCUAUUGAAAGACGUAAAACAACAUUGAAAGAACCUGGUUUAAUUACUGACACUAUUUUAUGAUCAUCAAUCAAUUUGAAAUGGCCUCACUGUCCAAGUGCCAAUUUCUUCUAACUAGCUUCCAUCAUAACCAUCAUCAUCUUCAUCAGCCAUCUUCAUUAGUUGUCUAUCACUUGUUUAUAAUUUGUAUCCUUCAUUCACAUUUUCUUUUAAUUGUAUUCUUAUUUCUUUCAUUACUACCAUCAAAAUUUAUUUUGAACCCAUCAACGACUUUUAUCUCAUAACAAUUUAUUACCGAAUUCGCUGUAAUCACACCAACACACUGUUUAUUUGAGCCAUGCUUCUAAUAUAAGAUCCAAGAAUCGUAAAGAA
Tetranychus urticae (two-spotted spider mite) is the source of this 3002-nucleotide messenger RNA. RefSeq names its product SAM_USH1G_HARP domain-containing protein Sans (gene Sans). Lineage: Eukaryota; Metazoa; Arthropoda; Arachnida; Trombidiformes; Tetranychidae. The record is from RefSeq and is a predicted model, not a curated record. Gene Ontology annotation, molecular function: protein binding.